CUGAAAGGGAAUACUGAGUCUGUGCUUAGUCAACGUUAAUACGCAUGCUACUCCAGACCACGCAACAUAAUUCGAUCUUUGUUUUUGUAUACUUUGUGUUCAGUACGUGUCGUGUCUUGCUGAAAACGGCGAUAUGCUUUCUGCCAAGAUUACCCUACUAUUUGGAUUCGCAGCGUUAUUAAAAUCAUCGAUAGCAACACCGGAUAGCGCAGGGAUGGUAGAAAUGGUGAAUGGAUUGGCGUACGGUGGGAUUCCUUACGGAAGUGUAAGUGGCAUGCUCGCGAAAUAUCCGGGGUACGGACAGAUUAACGCUCAGUUUCAAGCCAGACAAUUGGACAUUUUGAGUAACACCCAGCGGCCGAUAAUUAUCACGCCGAAUCUCCGAGCUACACGGCUGGUGGGAAUUUCACCUCGCCCCGUACAAAUUUACAAUCUUCCCGGAGUUAUCGCUCCUGGAAUUGUCGGCACAAUUAGUCAAAUUGGCUAUUAGUUCACCGGACUGUAUCGGAACGAUCUUGCCAUACCAUGAGACAUAUAGAUAAAUUAGAUGAUCGAGCUUUCGUCUUCUCGCCACGAUAUAGAAUAUAGAAUACGAUACAGAAUUUUAUAUUCUAUAGAAUUGCACGAUAUUUACUCGUUUUAUCGUGGAAAUUUAACUUUUAAAUGUGGAAAAUCGAAUUGAUUUGAAUUCGCUGAUGGAGAAUUUAGUCUAAAUAAUGCAAAAUGCUAAACUUACACUUUAAAUGUUUCGUGAAAAAAGUUCCUCGAAACGAUGAAAAUCGCGCAAAAAGCAUUUAUAACGAACAAAAUUUAUGAAAAUAUAAGUCGAAAUCUUUCUACUUUCGAUUACAAUUUUUUACCUAGCAUCUCUUCUUUGAUACUUUAAGCAGUCAAAUCACUCUCUUUCCAAACUAUUUAAUCUAUAGCUUUGCCGAAAGUUCUUCUUUUAAACCUAUAAAUAAGAAAUUAUUUGUUUACUGCUUAUCUGAGGUAUCUAUAAAGUAGAGAAGCUCAAUUCUUAUAUAAAUUAAACCUAUCAAAAUCUAAAAUCCAUAAAUAUAAGAAAAUUGAAAUUGAAAAUAGAAGUAAAAUUUUGAUUUGGGAAUUUACAAAAAAUUCAAGAACUUUACCCUCAGAAAAGGAAUGGAGGCGGCGCGCGCGCGCGAUACUCAAACGAAUAUGGCUAUAGCUCGAUUGCGGCAAAUAUAGGCAAAACUAGGUCGUCUGGAAUGUGCAACAAGAUGCGAAAGAAUGAACGUAUUCACGUCGAUUAAAAAUUUUUAAUAUAAUAUCUAGAUCUUAUUUAGACGCUAUGGAAAACUGCAAUUAACUCCGAUAAAUCGCAUCAAUUUCUUUUCUACUGUUUAAAGUAUACAGUUUUUAUAUUCGUUAUAAUUGAUUUUUUUGCUGGAUAAAAUCUUUCUAUUCGUCUAACUUUAAUUAAUUUAUUGAUCACCAAUAUAUGUACACUAUUUAUUUUAUUAUAUUAAUUGGAACACCGCGGUAAUCAAAGACCAUAGGAUGAUAAAAAAAAUACAUACUAUGAACAUCGAUGUAACUAGAAAUAGUAAGCUAAAUGAAUUUUCCCAGAGGGAAAAAUUGGCACAAAUGGUCAUGGCAAUUUCCCGUAUAAAACGCAUAAAAAGAGCAAAACUGCGACUCGCUCGCGUUAUACAGAAGUCACCGUUUACAUUGAAUUCCAUCCGGCGCAUUUGUGAAAAUUCGACCACAUAUAUACAGCCUUUUCCUAUUUCCGUUUACCACUUCUCCUAAGUAAAGCGUUGCCAUAUGUUUUAUUAAAAGUGAAGAUAACUUCUGUGAUUAUAUAUUCAUUAACCGUGACAUUAGCCAUGAUCUUUUUUACUCAAAUUAAGAAAGGAACUGUUUAAAGUAAUUAUGAUCCAUAAUGACGCGCUUAUAGCGUAUCUUAGAAUAAGAUAAUAUAAAUGAAAAAAAUAGAAUCAUAAAACAUAAUUACAUAAUAUAACAAUGCAAAAAAUGAGAGUACUGAUUUGUUAUGAUAAUUCGAAUAUUGCGUAAUGCGUCGAUGACAAAAAUACGAUAUAUGUUAUUUACUAUUGGCGAAGAGACAAAUAAAAUUGUUCAAGGCUAUGCAAUAAUUUGUAAAAAUGUAAAAAAAUACAUGUAGAAUAUUAGUUUUGAUAGAUA
Formica exsecta is the source of this 2169-nucleotide messenger RNA. RefSeq lists its product as uncharacterized. Lineage: Eukaryota; Metazoa; Arthropoda; Insecta; Hymenoptera; Formicidae. The record is from RefSeq and is a predicted model, not a curated record. Bases 134 to 490 code for a protein of 118 amino acids. The transcript is spliced from 3 exons.